Molecule: messenger RNA, 1557 nt
Organism: Apus apus (common swift)
Lineage: Eukaryota; Metazoa; Chordata; Aves; Apodiformes; Apodidae
Gene: EXOSC9
Product: exosome component 9
Exons: 12
Coding region: 46-1380 (444 amino acids)
Biological process (GO): U4 snRNA 3'-end processing; TRAMP-dependent tRNA surveillance pathway; nuclear polyadenylation-dependent rRNA catabolic process
Cellular component (GO): nuclear exosome (RNase complex); cytoplasmic exosome (RNase complex)
Source: RefSeq, a predicted model, not a curated record
GCCGCGCGGUGAUGACGCACGCGCGGCAGCCCCGCAGCGCCCGCCAUGAAGGCGACCCCGCUCUCCAACUGCGAGCGGCGCUUCCUCCUGCGGGCCAUCGAGGAGAGGAAGCGCCUGGACGGGCGGCAGUGCUAUGACUACCGGAACGUGCGCAUCUCCUUCGGCGCCGACUACGGCUGCUGUGUCGUGGAGCUGGGGAAGACCAGGGUUCUUGCACAAGUCUCCUGUGAGCUUGUUGCCCCCAAGCCCAGUCGGCCCACCGAAGGGAUUCUUUUCUUUAAUCUUGAGCUCUCACCAAUGGCUGCACCUGGUUUUGAGCCUGGCAGGCAAUCUGAGUUACUGGUGAAACUGAACAGACUGAUAGAACGAUGCCUGAGAAAUUCCAAAUGUAUAGAUACUGAAUCUCUCUGCGUUGUUGCUGGUGAAAAGGUCUGGCAGAUUCGUCUGGACCUGCACCUGCUAAAUCACGACGGCAACAUCGUGGAUGCCGCCAGCAUCGCGGGGAUCGUCGCUCUCUGCCACUUCCGCAGGCCAGAUGUGUCCCUGCAGGGGGAGGAAGUGACUGUGUACACUCCCGAGGAACGUGAUCCUGUCCCCUUGAGCAUCCACCACAUGCCUAUUUGUGUCAGUUUUGCCUUCUUCCAGCAAGGGACCUAUUUAUUGGUGGAUCCAAGCGAACGUGAGGAAUCUGUAAUGGAUGGUGUCCUUGUAAUUGCUAUGAAUAAACAUCGUGAAAUUUGCACCAUCCAGUCCAGUGGAGGGAUUAUGCUGGUAAAGGAUCAGGUUCUGAGAUGCAGUAAAAUAACAGCUGUGAAGGUUGCAGAAAUAACAGAACUAAUACAAAAAGCCUUGGAGAAUGACCAGAAAGUUAGGAAGGAAGGUGGGAAAUUUGGCUUUGCAGAAUCUAUACCCAACCAAAAGAUCACAGCCUUCAAAAUGGAGAGUGCUGCUGUCGACACCAACAACGUGGAAGAACAAGCAGGAGAAAUCAUCACUAAAGCUGACCCUCCUUCAGAAGUUUUUGCCAAACCAAUAUUGCACACUCCGGGGACAGCCCAAAUUGGGGAAGGAAUAGAGAACUCCUGGGGAGACCUUGAAGAAUCUGAGAAAGAAGAAGCAGCAGAAGAGGAAGGUGAAAGUGAGACUACUACUGCUUUUGAAUGUCAUAAAAUGGAAACAGAAACUGAGGGUACAAGUACAAUGACAGAAGCUAAAAAAGAUGAACCUAUUGUACUGUCUGACAGUGAAGAGGAAGAAGUUGUCAUUCUGGAGCCACAGGAACUACCAAAGAAAACCAGAACACAGACCAAGUCAAAACAAGAAAAUACAAGUAAGAAAGCAUUUAACAAAAGGAGAAGAAAGAAGAGAGCUGCUUAUUGAAGACAUCAUCCCUCCUUCAGAAAUGCUGUAUAAAUAUGUAAUGUGGUCUGUUGUUACUGAAAUUAUUUUUGUAGAUAAUUUUAUUUCCUUCCACCCCAUAUCUGGUCCUGCUUUUAUGUAUAUUUUAUAAAACUCUUGUACACAGCUUUAAAUAAAACUAUUUGCAUGUAAGUGAAA